UUUUAUUUGCCUAGGCGAGGUAGUCAAGGUAGCAGGCUUUUGUUUUGAUAUUUCUUCUCUGUCCGUGUGUCAGGCUUGUUUAGUCGUGUUUUGAUAGUUUCGAGAAGAAGAGUUAUAAUUAUUCGUCUUGAUUUUGUUUUGUUUUCUCAGUUUUUUAGCCCACUAAAUUGCACGUCCCACAAACAAAAAUUGAAAAUAGCCUCUAAAUUCAAAAAAGAAAAGAAAGAAAAGAAAAAUUCCAAAUUCCAAAGAGACCAGUUGAAGCGCACAGAAACUGCCAUGAGUUCAAUGGCAUUGUGUGGAAAAACGUUUAGGAAAUCGUCCUCCAUAGAUGAUACCAGCGACUCCAGUGAGCCAGUCUCGAGGGAGGUAAAAAGGGCAAGACCCGCUAACUUCACAUGGGACGAGGUGCAGCGUCUUAUCAAAAUCGAAGUAUCUCAUGCCAUGGAUAACUUUUAUUCCGUGCAUUCGAGCGCGCUGAACAAACUGGAGCAACUGAUUAUGGAGGACUUGAUGCCACGCCUGCAGACCGCCCGUGACAGGCCCGUCACUCGGGAGGAGCAGGAGCAACUGAUUCGUCGUGUCCUUCAAUUGCUGAACAACGUUAAGAACGUGCAUCCGCUGGUGAUCAAUGUAGGCAGAAGUCCUCAGCGGGACUCACAGAGCUCCUCCCGUCGCUCUACCUCCCCAAUGAGGCGUGUCAAGCAGAAUUUCGAAGCGGCUGUUUUUGGCGGGCGCCGACGAAGCAAAUUCACAUGUGAGCUCUCCUCGACCAGUGGACAUAGCAGCAAUAGUCCGACGAUCUCGUCAAUAAGCGGAGAUGGGCAAACGUUGGGAACGCACAAAAGACCAUUGAAAUGCAUUGCUGGGCCAUUGGAGGAGCCCAAGGAAACCAUAAGUCGCCACAGCAGCCAAAAAGCCUCUGAAAAAAGCCUGACAUCGGUGAGAGGACAUCUGACUAAGAAAAUGUUGUGCAUCUAUCGCAAUCCACACUGUGAUCCGAAUGCGUCGAAUUCGAAUAUCAAGACCAAUGAUGAUGAAUUGGUGACUGAAUGCUCUGCCCUGCCCCUGCGCAAUCGGCUCGUCAGUCUCCUCAGUCCGCGGAACUCUGCCUGGUGCAGUUCAGAGACAUCGUCGACGCGCCUGAAACGCUUGGAGGAGAUUCCGCCCGCUGAGCUACAUCGCUUGGAGCAACAAUUAUUCGAAUUGAACAUGUUGAUGCUGAAGAAGUCGCGCUUCUCUCUCCACCUGAACCGCUAUAGGCGCUGCGUUCCGCUGCGCCGCCACUGGGGUGUCCACAAUAAUGCCUAUCCGCUCUAUAAGGGUACCAAGCUGCAGCGACCAUUGUGUAGUAGUGACAACGACUCUGAGAGCUAAGGAUGGAACAAUGCUAUACAUACUUGUAUUCCCCUCAAAGAGCUCGUGAAUAGAUCCUAAGUGCGUUCAACAA
Messenger RNA from Scaptodrosophila lebanonensis, 1450 nucleotides. RefSeq lists its product as uncharacterized. Bases 280 to 1377 code for a protein of 365 amino acids. Lineage: Eukaryota; Metazoa; Arthropoda; Insecta; Diptera; Drosophilidae. The record is from RefSeq and is a predicted model, not a curated record. The transcript has a single exon.